CUCGCCCGCCGCCCCGGCGCGCGCGGCUGGAUCGCGGCCGAAGCCGCCAUUGUUCCGCCGAGGGAGGUCAGGCCGGCCUGGCACUGGCGCCCGGACGCCGCUUAGCGGCCGCCACUGGAGACACUCCCUCCGCCGCCCCCUCCUCCCGGCGGUGGCGGAGCGAGGCUGACGAGGGGGAAGCUGGGAGCCCCCCCGCACCUCCCGGCGGCGUCAACGGCCGAUCCCCGGCUCCGGCGCGAGGGGCGGCUGCGAUGCGCUCGGCCUGAGGCCGUCGGCCCGGCCCUCUCUCACUUCCCUUGAGUCUCCCGCGGCGUCGUGCGCCCCAGCGUCAUCCCUCGAGUCCCUCUGACGGGAGGGAAGAUGGCUGCACGGAGCUGGCAGGACGAGCUGGCCCGACAGGCCGAGGAGGGCUCGGCGCGGCUGCGAGAAAUGCUCUCGGUCGGCCUGGGCUUUCUGCGCACCGAGCUGGGCCUCGACCUGGGGCUGGAGCCGAAGCGGUACCCGGGCUGGGUGAUCCUGGUGGGCACGGGCGCGCUCGGGCUGCUGCUGCUCUGCCUGCUGGGCUACGGCUGGGCCGCGGCGUGCGCCGGCGCCCGCAAGAAGCGGAGGAGCCCGCCCCGCCGGCGGGAGGAGGCGGCCGCGCCGGCCUCGGCCCCCGACGACCUGGCCCUGCUCAAGAGUCUCCGGGGCGACGAGCAGAAGAAGAAGAAUCGCAAGAAAUUGCCCGAGAAGCCCAAACCAAAUGGACGGACUGUUGAAGUGGCUGAGGAAGAAGUUGUCCGAAUUCCUCGAAGUGUAACAGCAAAGCAGCCAUUAGAGACAGAUAAGAAAAAUGAAAAGUCAAAGAAAAAUAAGAAGAAAUCAAAGUCAGAUGCUAAAGCAGUGCAAAACAGUUCACGCCAUGAUGGGAAGGAAGUUGAUGAAGGAGCCUGGGAAACUAAAAUUAGUCACAGAGAAAAACGACAGCAACGUAAACGUGAUAAGGUACAGACUGAUUCUGGUUCAUUGGAUUCAACUAUCCCUGGGAUAGAAAAUACCAUCACAGUUACCACCGAGCAACUUACAACUGCAUCAUUUCCUGUUGGUUCCAAGAAGAAUAAAGGUGAAUCUCAUCUAAAUGUUCAAGUUAGCAACUUUAAGUCUGGAAAAGGAGAUCCUACACUUCAGGUUUCUUCAGGAUUGAAUGAAAACCUCACUAUAAAUGGAGGAGGCUGGAAUGAAAAGUCUAUAAAACUCUCCUCACAGAUAAGUGCAGGGGAGGAGAAGUGGAACUCUGUUUCACCUGCUUCUGCAGGCAAGAGGAAAACUGAGCCAUCUGCUUGGGGUCAAGACACUGGAGAUGCUAAUGUGAAUGGAAAAGACUGGGGAAGGAGUUGGAGUGACCGUUCAAUUUUUUCUGGCAUUGCUGCUUGGUCUAGUGUGGAUAGGGGAAUGAAUACCUCUGAACAGAAUUCUGCUUCUUUUGCAUCUCUCACACUUAACUCUGCUGUUCCUGGGUCUACUGCUGAGCCAGUUUCUCAGUCUACCACUUCUGAUUAUCAGUGGGAUGUUAGCCGUAAUCAGCCCUAUAUCGAUGAUGAAUGGUCUGGGUUAAAUGGUCUGUCUUCUGCUGAUCCCAGCUCUGAUUGGAACGCACCAGCAGAGGAGUGGGGGAAUUGGGUAGAUGAAGAACGAGCCCAGUUCCUGAAGUCCCAGGAGCCAAUUCCUGAUGAUCAAAAAGUUUCAGAUGAUGAUAAAGAAAAAGGAGAGGGUGCCCUUUCAACCGGGAAAUCUAAAAAGAAAAAGAAGAAAAAGAAGAAGCAAGGUGACGAUAACUCUCCUGCACAGGACCCAGAAGAAUUAGAAAAAGAGAUUAGAGAAGAGCCUCCAGUGAAUACCUCUAAAGUCCGUCCAAAACAGGAAAAAGCUUUUUCUUCAAAAACCAUAAGCACUAGUGAUCCAGCAGAAACACUCAUCAAAAAUAGCCAGCCUAUCAAGACUCUUCCACCUGCUGUUGCUACUGAGCCAUCUGUUAUUUUAUCAAAAAGUGAUUCUGACAAGAGCUCUUCCCAAGUAUUUACUAUCCUCCUAACUUUUCUCUCUCUCCUGUUUUUUUGUUUUGUUUUAAUUUUUGUUUUAUUUUCUCUUUCAGCCAAGUCUGAAACUAGCUGGGAAUCUCCAAAACAAAUAAAAAAGAAGAAAAAAGCCAGGCGGAGAAACGUGAAUUUUCUUUUCCUGAAUAGGACAUGUGUUUGCAGACACUGUCUUGAAGAUUAUGCUGUUUAUGCAAUAAUUUGUGAACAUGUACAGAGUUUUAUAUAAAUUUAAACCAAUUUUUAAGACAAAACUGUGAACACAACCACCAUAAAAAUGGAAUCAAAGGAAAGUUAAUUUAUGAAAUUAAGAGGUCAGCAGAAUAUAUAUACUACAUUGCUGGAAGACACUUGGGAAAGUCUUUUCAAUUUAAUGAGAACGUUCUUAAUUCAAGAAUAUUAUCCUGGUUUUACAACAGUGCCCUGUUUACAACAGAUUGUGCCCUAUUUCUUCUGCAGCUGAGGAAUAAAGGAUUCUGAUUAGAGAGAGGGUUGCCUACAAAUUCGUAGGCAACUUCUCGGACCUUAUGCACGGAACUUACACCAUUUGAAUCUGUUUUAUGCUUAAAUCAAAGUGCUUUGAUCAAAUGCAUAAUCUGCCAUAUCUUUACAUAUUUGUUGGUAGCAAUUUGUAUUAAAGGAAUCACAAGUGCAAAUAAAAAGUCAUUUUAUCAUUUAUUUAACUAAACUGUCAUGGUUUAGUUUACAAUUUUUAAAAAGUUCUUAAUUGAAAAUGCAGUUGACACUUAUGGCUUAUGAACUUAUUUUUGAUAGUCUUACAUUACUUGAAUUGUUCAAAGUACAGUAUAUUUUAAAUUAAGAAUGGUAAAGUGUAUGUCUUUGUUUUAUACUUUCAAAGAUGAGACUCAUAAAUAAUGCUCUUGUUUAUGAUUUGAAAACUUUCAAGCAAAAUGUAACUUACAUUUUUCCUUUCCCUAGCAAUUUUUUCCAGUGUCAUCUCUUCAUUGCUAACACUUUUUGACUAUAAAAAUGAAAUCUUUACAAACUAGUUCUACAGACAGAACUUUGAGUAUAUGAUGGAGAAUGGAAACCUAGAGUCAGACAGCUUUAAUUGACAUUGUCAAGACCUCCAGUUAUCAGGAAUACAUUUUUUACUGCCUUAACCUGUAGUGCGUAGAAUAUGCAUCAAUUUCUUGAAGGGGAUUCGUGUUUUUAUAAGAAUUUUUCCUGUAAUUAUUGCAAUCAUGGUCAAAUAAGGAAUGUUUCCUGCUUGAAACUAUUAAUUUAAAUGCUGUGGGAGCUGUUUCACCAUUUCAGGCACUGUGUAAUUCUAUUGUGAUAAACUGGCAGGUAUCUUUGUAACUAUAAAUAGUGCAUGCUCAGCCAUGUACACUGUAAAUAGCCUUUACCAAACGUGUUUGACAAGGACCAUAAUUAACAUCACUUAGUGAAUUGUGAUAAAGAAAAAAGCCAUGAUUUAUUUGAUGUGAUUGGCUUAAUUGUUUUUAUGUGGCGCCAAGAAAGAAACUGUUUAGCUGUAACCAAUGGUACUGAUCUAUCCAUCCAGCGUGUCUUUAUUCUCUUUGAUUGUGAUUUGAUAGUAUUGCAUUGUCAAUCUAGGAAAGCUAAAGAAACAAAAUGGUUUUAGUUUUGCUGAAGACUGGCCUUAUUAAUGGACAGCUUUCCUAACACACGAUUAUUAACUCUUAUCGGGUGUUAACAUCUGUUUCAGGAACACGGCAGUAUGUUUACAUGUCAGAAGUUUUGUUUAUGAUAUUUCUAAAUUGUUUUAAAUAAAUUCAGCAAAUGGA
Molecule: messenger RNA, 3844 nt
Organism: Myotis daubentonii (Daubenton's bat)
Lineage: Eukaryota; Metazoa; Chordata; Mammalia; Chiroptera; Vespertilionidae
Gene: MTDH
Product: metadherin
Exons: 13
Coding region: 361-2301 (646 amino acids)
Biological process (GO): positive regulation of angiogenesis; positive regulation of canonical NF-kappaB signal transduction; regulation of transcription by RNA polymerase II
Cellular component (GO): nucleus
Molecular function (GO): transcription coregulator activity; NF-kappaB binding
Source: RefSeq, a predicted model, not a curated record